GCCAACACAGGUUUGGUUGAGAACGAAUGAAUUAACACAAAUGUUAAACAUUAAAGUCAGACAAGAGAAGGUUGCCUCUAGAGCUAAUUUCACAAACUGCGACAGUCUUUAUGGUUCAGAAGAAAUGCAUGAUAACAGUGUUGGAGUCCAGGUUUACUUGGCUGCAGAGGACGGGUUGUAUCUCCAGGUUAUCCUAGGAUACACACCAGCUAACUCAAGCUCAAGCUCCCAGGAUAAAAGUGAAUGUGUUUCUGCCAGUUUUCUUCAAGGAAACGGAAACUUACUAGAAAGAAGAUUUGGAAGUGAUGGAGAAAACGUGAAUUACACGGAGUCCAUGGAGGUUUUAGAUGAUAAAAUGGUAAAAACAGUAAUAUGAAACAAACAACGAAAUGAUUGUUGUC
Eurytemora carolleeae is the source of this 401-nucleotide messenger RNA. RefSeq lists its product as uncharacterized. NCBI's taxonomy places the organism in Eukaryota, Metazoa, Arthropoda, Copepoda, Calanoida, Temoridae. The record is from RefSeq and is a predicted model, not a curated record. Bases 41 to 376 code for a protein of 111 amino acids. The transcript has 6 exons.